AUGUCUAAGUUCAACGAAGCAUUAAGUGAAGCAAUAGCAUCACUUUACGACUAUUCACAAAACUGCAAAGUUUCCAUUGAAUUAGUACAGAGGUUGGCUCAGCAAUUAAAGUUGGAGACCUUCAUUGAUAAACUCGGAUAUACAGUCGACUCCAUCUCGAAGAACCAAGACAAACUAAAGACCCAAAGAUUGAGUAUAGCAGGAACGUCGAUCUUGAUUGAUAUCGACUUUCUCAAGGACAACGAGAUUGUGGGAUUGUCAUUGUCCUCAGGAGUAGCGCCUGUCGAGGAGGCCGAAUCAUCAUCACAAGAACCAAAAACAGGAUCACAUAUUGUUGAGCAGAAACAGGUGGACGGGGUGACUGUUAUUCAUUUGGACCCCAGAAAAAGCCUGCUACAAUUCUUAUCGCCUAUAAAAGGUCAAGAUAAGUCUGUGGCAGAAACAAUUCUAAUGCAAAACUUGACCUCCGAAAGAUUGAAUAAAUUUCCGUUUAAUUUGAGAUACUUGGCAAAUGUCGAUAGGUUGUCCACCUCUAAUGUGAACCUUUUUGUCGUUCUCGAGCAAAUAGGACUUAUACUAUACACCUUGAACGAAUUGGAAGGAGUGCUGGGCCAGGAGGACGAGAAUUCUUGGCUCAUCAAGGAAGGUUUUGCUAACAGUAUAGGAAUGGUCAAACUCAAUGACUUAAAAUCACUUCAGCUCGGCCUCUUCCUUGAUUUUUGGAGAGACAAUAGAUACAUCAACCACGAGUAUCAAAAGAAUUCCUCAGGACUACUUUUGGGUAAAGAAUACACUGCUCUCAUAAGUGUUGAAGCUUCGGAUUCUGAGCAAUUCGAUUACUUGUCAGAUGCGAAGCAAAAUGAGUGGAGUGUUUCCGAUUCCUUGGGAAACGUCAAGAAGUACAAAUUUGAAAUAGAUGAAUUACCCCCUGAUAGCAGCAGCUCUGCUUACACUUCUGCAAGUGGACCUUCCAAUUGGUUGCUUUACUUGAAUUUUAACCACAGCAUAUAUUUGCCAUCGUAUCUUCUUGAAUACUUGGGUAUAUCCAACUUUAAAGUCCUGAGUGCUGACAAUGAGUUGAAACCAAUUUUCGAGAAAUACAAUAGUGGCAAAAGUAUAGAACACUGCCUAGAGGUUUCUGGUAAUGAGGUUCACUUAAAGUGCUAUAAUGACAUACAGUCAUCUAAUUUCAUACCCGUUUACGCCUUUGCCAUCAACAAGGUCAUUGACAUUGCCACUAUAAUACCGGGAAUAAGAAACUUUUUAGUUCUUUCCAACAUCUUGAAUACGUUGAUACACACUAAACCUACUGCAUCCAAGAAGAAAGUGCAUUCACAGUCUCGUAGAGGCUCAAAAAUUGGUGGUCCUGCUGAUGGCGAAAUGACAGAAGACACCAAGAAAAGACUUCGUGAAUCGUUGAAAUUGUCCUAUGACGUUACAGAUGAGGAGAUACUUGGGUUAAAUGCAAUUUCUGAGACGGCAGCCUAUACAACUAUCCAACCAAUAAAUAAAGAUGAAGUUGAUCUUGAUACAUUCAUGCGUGAUGAAGACGCAGAUAAUAGUGCAACCAACACAGAACAGUUUUUCAAUGUCAGCUUACAAUACGUGGAUUUCACAUCUAAGCAGCUUGAUUUGAUACUCCAAAUUGAAGGUAGAAUCCAUACGGAGGAAUUGGCUUUCAAUUUGAAGAUUUCGAAUGGUACGUUCAGUGAAGUGAAAUCGUCGGAUACAAUGGAUAUUGAUAGCACUAAGAUUGACCGAUUCAUCAGAAUAUUAAACUUGACCGAGGAUAUUUCUAGGGCAAUUAGUGAAGUCUAUUAG
This is a messenger RNA of Suhomyces tanzawaensis NRRL Y-17324, 1821 nucleotides long. RefSeq names its product Med1p (gene MED1). Bases 1 to 1821 code for a protein of 606 amino acids. The record is from RefSeq and is a predicted model, not a curated record. The transcript has a single exon. Gene Ontology annotation, molecular function: transcription coregulator activity. Gene Ontology annotation, cellular component: mediator complex. Lineage: Eukaryota; Fungi; Ascomycota; Pichiomycetes; Serinales; Debaryomycetaceae. Gene Ontology annotation, biological process: regulation of transcription by RNA polymerase II.